Spirodela intermedia is the source of this 3920-nucleotide messenger RNA. NCBI's taxonomy places the organism in Eukaryota, Viridiplantae, Streptophyta, Magnoliopsida, Alismatales, Araceae. The record is from the annotation of a GenBank genome assembly.
AUGCACGUAGUCCUGAGAGCCCAAGAAGCCGUGGGAUGGCCGCCCAUAGCCAUCGAGUGGAGGACAAUCUUGCAGGCCCUCAACCAAGUGAGAUCCGUCGUCGUCGUCCCGCUGCUGACGCUUACCGUCUGGCUAUGCGUCCUCGGGUCCUCAUUGCUGUUGACCGAGAAGAUCUUCAUGGGCUCCGUGAGUUUGCUGGUAAAGCUUCUCCGCCGGCGGCCCAGGAGGAUCUACCCGUGCGCGCCCAUGGCCGAAGAUGAGGAGGUCGGCACCGCCGCCUACCCCAUGGUCAUCGUCCAGAUACCCAUGUACAACGAGAAAGAGGUCGCCUUCCCUCUCUCUCUCUCUCUCUCUCCCUCUCUCUCUCUCUCUCUCUCUCUCUCUCUCUCUCUCUCUCUCUCUCCCACUCUCUUGGCUCGCUCGCUCGCUCUAACAUUGGGAGCAUGACCAGGUUUACCAUCUGUCGAUCGGAGCUGCAUGCAGCCUGCAGUGGCCGGCGGAGAGGCUCAUCGUUGAGGUCCUCGAUGACUCGACGGACCCCCUGAUAAAGGUCGAUAUUCGGGAACUUCCCCCACCAGAGCUGAAGCUCGCGCUGACAGCGUCUUCUUCUCCUCCUCUGUCUCGCAGGAUCUCGUGCAGAAGGAGUGCGAUAAGUGGUCGGCAAAAGGGGUCAACGUGAGGUACGAGAGGAGGGGAGACCGAAAAGGGUACAAGGCCGGGGCGCUGAGGGAGGGGAUGAAGCACAGUUACGUCAACGAGUGCGACUACGUGGCCAUCUUCGACGCUGACUUCCAACCCGAGUCUGAUUUCCUAACCCGGACGGUUCCCCUUCUUGGUUCACAACAGGGAGGUUGCCCUCGUCCAGGCCCGCUGGAAAUUCGGUAAAUUAUUCGGAUGAGGGAUUCUUAUUAGAAUUUAGCCGUCAAAUCAACUGAGAAAGAACUUGUCCAAUGAGUUAUUUUAUGAAAACUUACUCCAAGAAAGAUUUUAUUCGCUUGGGCUAUUCCUUCUCAAUCAUUGAAUAAAAUAACAUUUCUCUGAAUAUCCACAUUUUUUAUAAAUUUGAGGUAAAAAUUCAACAUAUAUGCAUGCAUAUAUAAGCAAAAUGCCUCAUUUUGGUAAAUACCCAAGAAAUAUGUGUAUUCUAAGUUACUUUUAUUUUUGAAGUUCAUGAGAGGUUUUUACAAUUGAACGUAGACGCAUACAUAAAUAGUAAUAUACAGCUAAAAAAGCAUUCGCAAGCAUGUGUAAUAAACUCAUAGAGUAAGAUUGACGUAACCUCCCUAGGUUUAAAAUAUCCAGUUCAUCAUUAUUUUUGAUAGAUGAUAGAUUCAGCAAUAUAUACGUUAACUACAGAAUGAAAUUAAAAUCUGUUGUGAUGCUCCUUGUAGUAAAUGCUGAUGAGUGUUUAAUGAUGAGAAUACAAGAGAUGUCAAUGGACUACCACUUCAAGGUUGAGCAGGAGUCUGGCUCAUCUACACAUGCUUUUUUCGGUUUCAAUGGUAAGCAACAAUGCUCUAGAAAAAGUUCAGAAUUUCCAUCCAGGCCUAUGCAUAUCCAAGAUUUUCUCAAUUAAAUUCAGAUAUAGGAGAUUUUAAUGUAUAUACUUGUAAUAUAUAGGAACGGCAGGUGUUUGGAGGAUCCAUGCCCUUGAUGAGGCUGGAGGAUGGAAAGACAGAACAACUGUGGAGGACAUGGACUUGGCUAUUAGAGCAACACUUCAAGGUUGGAAGUUCAUAUAUCUAGGGGAUGUCAAGGUACCAUCUUUCUAUUAAAUUUUUACAUAUGAAUUAGUUUUAUCCAAAUUAAUGUAUUAUUGUCAACAAAUAGGUCAAAGUGAGCUACUGAGCACCUUCAAGGCCUAUCGCAACCAACAACAUCGAUGGUCAUGUGGGCCUGCAAAAUUAGUGCGGAAAUGGCAGCUGAGAUAAUAAAAAACAAGGUUUUAUUCCAACAUUUUUUGUGUAUGAAAUAUACUUUAUCUAACAUUAUACACAAGAGUGUUAGAGGCAUAGGGUAAAGAAAUUUCAUCAAUAUAGUCAUAAUAAUUACUGAUCAUUUUAACAUGGGAUAGUUCUAGCAUUUCUCUUCAUCUAUAAAACUUGAAAUUUUUGUUUUGCCCUGUGGACAAGAAAUACACUAGUAUGCUCACCUUAAUUAAUAAUAAAUGAUAUAAUAUGGAAAAAAUCAGUUCAUCAAGGUUGAAACCAAAUUACAGUAAGUACAGCAUCCUUAUAAAUCUAGUAUCCUAUUUAUUAUUUUGAAAAGGCACGAGCCUAACAUAAGUUGUUGACACAAUAUAUUUUCAUCUUGCAGAAAGUCUCGUGAUGGAAGAAAUUUUACUUGAUGUACAAUUUCUUCCUUGUUCGAAGGAUUAUAUCUCAUUUGGUGACCUUCUACUUCUAUUGUAUUGUAAUCCCAACAGCUUCAUUCUUCCCAGAAGUCCAAGUUCCAUUUUGAUCAAUGGUGUACAUCCCUACAGUGAUAACACUUCUAAGUUCUGUUGGGACCCCAAGGUUUAAGAUUAAUCUUGAUCGAUAUUUUUUAAGCUCUGUAUAGUUUAUGCUGUUUUUGAGCUUUGGAAUUUUUAGAAGUUCCAAAAAUCUUUUCCUUCACAAUGUUUUUAAUUUAGAAUAUGAAAAGGUGCCUACCCUCAGUAGUAUUACAAACUACCGGUAGAAUCACAAAUGUUUUCCUUCACCCUUGGUAGUAUUACAAACUAUAGAUAAAUUUUUAUGCCCUUUCAAUUUUAGAUGAUAAAAUUUAGAAUUUUUUUUAAUCUUAUUUAUACUUUAUCGUGUUAAGAAUACUACAUAGGCAUUCGUGAUCAUUGAUAUUACAAUGUUGAGUAGCAUUAGUUUAGGCAUAUAUUCCCACUUUCUUUGUACUUAGAACAUAAGUUUUAUAAAUGUUGUGUUUACUGCUAGUAGAAAUUUCAAUUCAUUGAAGAACACAAUGUGUUCACGUUUUUAUCACCCUUUCAAUGAUAAUAUUUUUGCAAGGUAGCUUUAAGUUAAUGUUUAUACCUUCUAUAACAAGAUUAAGAAGUUGUUAUCGUCAUACUUCUAAUUGGCGACCAAGAACAUAAGAUAACCACUUCCUAUAAAUUUUCACUAGCUUUAUUUUGUGCUCUCAUUAAGAAUAUAAAUUUUUAAUGUUUUUAUGAUUUUAAGCAUUAAAGGUUCUUAUCAGCUGCAUUUUAUUGUAGAUCUAUCUAUCUUCUGGUCUUAUGGGUCUUAUUUGAGAAUGUUAUGUCACUCCACCGUUGCAAGGCAGUAAUCUGUACUCCGUAAGUCUGGCUGGAUGGUAACUGAUGAAACUUUGUGAGUAUCCAGUUGGACAUUCGCCUAUUGGAGGUUGGUAGAGUGAGUGAGUGGGUUGUUACCAAAAAGCUGGGUGCCAACAACCCUAACAUGAGUCAGAAUGGUUGCCGAAGGUUCUCAUGGAAUGCCAUUGCAAAGUAUCUGACACGGUAUUUGCUGCUUAAUAUAUUUACCAGCAAAUGUUUCACAUAGUUUUAUCUAUUUAUAGGGUUUCAGCUUAAAUUUCAUUGCCCUUUUAAACUAUGCUUGUAAAAAUAUUUUGUAUGAGUGAUAAUCAUUAAGGGUUGUCUUUUGCAUAGUCUAGUAUGAAGUUUCCAUUUUAGGCCUGACUUAAGACCAAGGUAAGUUAACCUCACUAGUCAAGGUCAAAUGACUUGAUCAGUUUUCACAUAAUAAGUUGAUUAAUAAUGAAUUUCUUUGUGAAUUGGCAGGGUCCAUCUUCUUGAGUUCGGUAUGGGGAUUUACCUUAUGGUCUAUGCUUCCGACAACUAUUCCCACUAGAAGAACUAUUGCUUCAUCUAUAUCUAUUUGCAGUCUCUCACUUUUAUCAUUACUGAUGUUGGGUAUGUGGGCACAUUCAUCCCUAAUUCCAAAUAG